Engraulis encrasicolus (European anchovy) is the source of this 2435-nucleotide messenger RNA. RefSeq names its product zinc finger protein ZFP2-like. Gene Ontology annotation, cellular component: chromosome. The record is from RefSeq and is a predicted model, not a curated record. Gene Ontology annotation, molecular function: chromatin insulator sequence binding. Gene Ontology annotation, biological process: regulation of transcription by RNA polymerase II. NCBI's taxonomy places the organism in Eukaryota, Metazoa, Chordata, Actinopteri, Clupeiformes, Engraulidae. Bases 306 to 2396 code for a protein of 696 amino acids. The transcript is spliced from 6 exons.
GCCGUCAGUUGUGUGUCUUCCCCAAACCGCAAGAGGGCAGUAAAUGUGAAGUUAGUUGUUUUGGCUUGGCUUCUUCGCCAACGCAUUGCAGGCUGGACUUUUUCACAGGAUGUAUUGCAAUGUUUUCAAAACAACCAGACCUCAGACCUAUUAAAUAUUGGCCUGUGAAUCGCAUGUCUCCAUACUAUCUGCACGUAAACGUCUCGUCACAUUUCAUAGUCAUUCAUGGAAGAGCGAGGGUAAUUUCUAAAGGAAGGUGAACGAAUACAUUGCCGAAAACUGUCGAGUGGUCGUAGUCCAUAAGCAUGGACUUGGAAUGUAAUUCGCUGCUCUUCAAGUCAAGGUUGCAAGAAGAUGAAGCGAAUUUGCAGCAGUUACUGGAGUACGAAGAACAAGUGUGCCAAUGUCAAACCCUGAGACUGCAGGUAGAAGAUCUCCAGAAGAGACUUGUGGAGAAAGACAACAAACUCACUGAGUCGAACAAGGUGAUCAGAGCACUGAGGGAUGAGGUGCAGACACUGAAGCAACAGCUGGAGCAGCACAUACGGAAGUACAGAGAUGACGAUGCUAUUGGACAGAGAUGUCAGCAAGGUCGGCGUGCAAGAGUUAAUCACAUCACUGCAUCGGGUUGUGAGAUUCCACCAAACGUCUUUCUGUCCUGUACGUCUGGAGAUGAUCCAACAGACACGCCGACAUCACCACAGGAACCAGAGGACGACUCAGCAGAUUUUCCAGCGUCUCCUGCUGCUGAGGAUGAUGAUGCACUGACAUCACCACGGCAACUGAAAAUGCCUGUGCUGUCAGUGAAGCUACAAGACUGCCGUGAAAUGCUGGGGCCUGACGGAGUUUUUAAUAUUCAACCGAUGGAGGUCCUCAGCGAUGAGGAUGAUGAGGACGAUGGCGGCUACAAAGGUUAUCAGGACGACGACGACAGUGACUUUGACCCAACAGAUCCUACCUUUGACGAGCCUGCACCUGCGAGGGAACAGAAGAGGCAGAACCGAGGAGUCGAGAGAGUCAAUGAAGCCAAGCCUGAAAAGUAUCACUACGACAAACGUUACACAUGCACAGAAUGCGGAAAGACAUUUGAAUUCCAAAGCUGGCUUGCUCAGCACCAAAGAUCGCGCACUUGUAAAAAAAAGAGCAUUACUGACACCAAUGCAGCUACAUGUGAAAACGCAUCCACUGAAUCUACACAUGAAAGUGCGUCCACCGACUCACCCAAUGCUGAGAGUCAACCGGAAAAGGGCAGUGACGCUAAAUCUCAAAAGCCCUCUUUUGAGUGUGAUGUCUGUGGCAAGAUUCUUACUGCCAAAACAAGCCUCAAAGUUCACAAAAGACGGCACACAGGUGAAAUGCCAUACGCCUGCAAAGUUUGUGACAAGACUUUUAGGCAGUUAGGUGGACUCAUCAAACACCAGCACCACCACCCACAGUUAAUGGGUGAAAAGACAGGUGAAAAACCCAUCAAAACAGCUGAAAAGCCCGUCAAGACAAGUGCAAAGGUCAUCAAAGAAAAGAAGAAGUGCUCUCUUUGCCCCAAGGAAUUCCCCAGUUCAUCACGCUUACAGAGACAUUUUAGAAUACAUUCAAGAGAGAACAAAAAGGACGUAGUGCACAAGUGCUCACUUUGCCCCAAGGAAUUCCCUAGUUCAGCACGCUUAAAGAGACAUUUUACAAUACAUUCAGGAGAGAAACCCUAUCUUUGUAGCCAGUGCCCCAAGACAUUCGCCAGUAGUUCAUAUCUGAAAAUUCAUGAAGCCCUCCAUACUGAUGAGAAACCUUUCGAGUGUCUGGUGUGUAAGAUGACAUUCAAAACGAAACUUGGCCUUAAAUGUCACGAGUCGAUGCACUCGGGACUGAAGCCAUUUGCCUGCACUUACUGCAACAAGACGUUCAGACUUAACAAAGCGCUAAAGAUACACAUAAGAAGACAUGUGGGAGAGAAGCCUUACAAGUGCUCGCGCUGUGACGCCAGUUUUGUAAAUAGCAGUUCACUCAAAGAGCAUCUACGUCGACAUACAGGAGAGAGGCCUUACUGUUGCUCCAUUUGCGGGAAGAGCUUCAGUUACGCUCACAUUCUGAGGACCCACCAGAUAGUUCACACUGGAGAGAAGCGCCACCAGUGCACCGUCUGUGGAGAGAAAUUCUCCUACUUGCAGCCCUUGUAUGAUCAUGAGAGGAGAGUGCACAAUAUUGUUUCCUACCCGUGUCAAGAGUGUGGGAAGAACUUUAAAUCAGAUCGAGGACUAAAAGGGCACGGGUGUUUUCAAGGUCAGAAUAGCGCUCAAGUAAAUAAUGACAAGGGGGUUGAAGCAGUGAAAUGUAUUGAGGGGAUUGAAGCAGCAAAGUGCAUUGAAGAGGUAGAAGCGGCAACGUACAUUGACCUGAUGUAAUUGCAUCUCCAGUCGAAUAAACCGUGUGAAAAAGGAGAG